Plasmodium cynomolgi strain B is the source of this 1412-nucleotide messenger RNA. RefSeq lists its product as hypothetical. The record is from RefSeq and is a predicted model, not a curated record. The annotation marks the transcript as partial. Lineage: Eukaryota; Apicomplexa; Aconoidasida; Haemosporida; Plasmodiidae. The transcript has a single exon.
AUGGUGCAUGCAGGAAGAGAUUCAGACAAACCGGAAAAGCAUAAAGAAGAGAUCAACGCGGUGAAGCGUACGGACACCAAAAAUGAAGACAAUAAAGCUGGAGGGAACGUACCAAACAAGAACUGCAGCUCGGCAGGACAUAUAAGCUUCAAAGGAGAACAUGACGAUUUUUCUGGACUAACCAAAGCGAGUAAAUCUUCUUCUAUGGAUGUGGGAUUGGGUUCUGCAGCUUCGGAUGAGCCUUCCAACUCUUCCAAGAUGAGGAAGGAGAAUGUGCAUCCAACAAGAAGUAAUGACUUCGAUUCGAAUGGGAGGUCCCCCCCUCUGUCGAAAAAGAGUAGCAAGGCAUUCAGUGUGGACAACUCAGAAAAGGAAGCUUUUAAUGAUAUGAAAAAAAAAACCAAAGUGGAGAGUGAGGGUGCAAAGGGGUUGGUAGAAAGACAAAAGAGUGUUGGGUCGAACGGAGGGGAGGAGGGACUCCAUGCUAAGGCAGGCCAUCGAAGGGACGAGCGAGGCGAAGGCGGGCAUGGCGAAGGCGGGCAUGGGGAAGGUGCACACGGCAAAGACGCACAUGGGGAAGGUGCACACGGCAAAGACGCACACGGGGAAGAGGUAACAAAUCAGGACAAAAAAGGAAAGUCACCAAAGAAAAUCAAAAACGUAAAUGAGUAUCUCCUAGAAAGAAGGAGCAGCCAGAAAAUCACCGUCUUUGUUGGAGAAAAAAUGCAGAAGGCCAAGGCGGAUUUCAAGUACGGCGAGGAUGCACACACGAAUGUGAGCUGCAGGACGGAUGGGGAUGACAUGAAUGGAGGUGCUCAUGUGGAAGCUAACCAAGACGCAGAAGCAAACAGAGAACAUAACAGGGUCAUCGAGAAGAAACAGAAAAAAACUGUGUUCACUGCACAGUUGUGUAAGCGAAGUAACGCCGAUGCCAGGGCAUGCGAAGAGCUUGUUAAGGAGAAGCCAAAAAAAACCGUUUUUGAGGCACAGCUGUGUAAGAGAAGUAGUGCAGAUGCUCGGGCUUGUGAGGAGCUAUCCAAGAGGCAAGAAAAAACGAUCUUCGAAUCGCAGCUGUGUGAAAGGAGCAAUGCUGAUGCGAGGGCUGGAGAGGAGCUAGCCAAGAAGAACCCUGAACAAACGAUCUUCGAAGCACAACUGUGUGAACGAAGCAAUGCUGAUGCGAGAGCAGGUGAGGAGCUAGCCAAGAAGCAAGAAAAAACGGUCUUCGAAUCACAGGCCUGUCUUACCAGCAAAGCCGACGCGAGGGCAUGCGAUCGGUUGGAGGAUAAACUGGGCGGAGAAAGCGUAGUGUACGAGGCGCAGAUGUGUGUAAAUAGUGCUGCAGAUUUUAAGUCCUCCGAUAAGAUAAAGGAGGUGAUGAAGCGGAACAUGGCAGAUGAGUGCCACACGUU